Nematolebias whitei (Rio pearlfish) is the source of this 3090-nucleotide messenger RNA. It is a transcript of the gene myo1ha, whose product is annotated as myosin IHa. Bases 19 to 3090 code for a protein of 1023 amino acids. Gene Ontology annotation, molecular function: actin filament binding; microfilament motor activity; ATP binding. The transcript has 31 exons. Gene Ontology annotation, cellular component: plasma membrane; myosin complex; cytoplasm. Lineage: Eukaryota; Metazoa; Chordata; Actinopteri; Cyprinodontiformes; Rivulidae. The record is from RefSeq and is a predicted model, not a curated record. Gene Ontology annotation, biological process: vesicle transport along actin filament; actin filament organization.
GCGCAGGCUCGGCUGGACAUGGAGAGUGCCCUGACUGCCAGAGACCGGGUGGGAAUCCAGGAUUUUGUCCUUCUGGAUGAAACCACAGAAGCAGCUGUCAUCAGCAACUUAAAGAAACGUUUCAACAAGGAUCUCAUUUACACGUACAUCGGCACGUUGCUGGUGUCCGUCAACCCCUAUAAGGAGCUGGACAUCUACAGCCAGAAACAGAUGGAUGUCUAUAUGGGCGUCAACUUUUUUGAGCUUCCACCACACAUCUAUGCCUUAGCAGACAACGCCUACCACACCAUGCUGACAGAGUUCAACAAUCACUUCGUCCUCAUCUCUGGUGAGAGUGGAGCGGGGAAAACCGAGGCCUCCAAGAAGAUCCUGCAGUAUUACGCUGUCAGCUGUCCGAGCACCACCUUACUGAACACCGUCAGAGACAAAAUGCUCAUGUCCAACCCUGUCCUGGAGGCUUUUGGUAACGCAAAAACACUGAAAAACGACAAUUCGAGUCGAUUUGGGAAAUACAUGGACAUCCAGUUUGACAGUCAGGGCGAUGCUGUUGGAGGCCACAUUCUGAACUACCUGCUGGAGAAGUCGAGGGUUGCGCAUCAGAAUCACGGGGAGAGAAACUUCCACAUCUUUUAUCAGCUGGUGGAGGGAGGAUCAGACAACUUGCUGCAGCAGCUGGGCCUGGAGAGAGACUGUCAGCGAUACAACUAUCUCACACAAGGGCAGUGUGCCACUGUGUCGUCUAUUAAUGACAGGAAUGAUUGGAAAUCUGUGAAAAAUGCUCUACAAGUCAUUGACUUUGAUGAAACAAACACCGGUCACUUGUUUGAGGUCGUUGCAAGCGUUCUCCACUUGGGGAAUGUUCAGUUUGACGCAGACGGAAAAGGUCAUGCACUUCUGAACGACAACACGGAUCUGGACUGGGUUUCAAAUCUUUUAGGUGUGGAUGCCAACAAGCUUCUGGAGGACCUUACGUUCAGGAAGAUUGAAGCCAAACGUGAACAGGUCCUCAGUCCAUUUACGAUUGAUCAUGCCAUCUAUGUCAGAGACGCCCUGGCUAAAGCCAUCUAUGGGCAGACCUUCACAUGGCUGGUCAACAGGAUCAAUGAGACAAUAGAGAACAAGGACUCCUCACGGAAGACGGUCAUAGGACUUUUGGACAUUUAUGGAUUUGAGGUGUUUUAUGUAAACAGUUUUGAGCAAUUCUGCAUAAACUACUGCAACGAGAAGCUGCAGCAGCUUUUUAUCCAGCUGACACUCAAAGCCGAGCAGGAAGAAUAUGAAGCAGAAGGAAUCGAGUGGGAACCAGUUCUGUUCUUUAACAACAAGAUCAUCUGUGACCUGGUUGAGGAGAAGCACAGAGGAAUCAUUUCAGUACUGGAUGAAGAGUGUCUGAGGCCAGGUGAUGCCACAGAUCUCACAUUCCUUGAAAGGUUGGAAGAAAAGAUGGGGAAUCACCCCCACUUUGUCACGCACAAACUGGCUGACAAAAUGAUACGCAAGACUAUGGAGAGAGGAGAUUUCCGUCUUUUGCAUUAUGCCGGGGAGGUCACCUACUGUGUUGUGGGUUUCCUGGACAAAAACAAUGACCUGCUAUACAGAAACAUAAAAGAUCUGAUGUGUAGGUCCAAAAAUGCUAUAGUCAGUGAGUGCUUCUCCAGCAUGGAUCUAGACAACAAGAAAAGACCAGAAACAGUAGUGACCCAGUUUAAGAGCAGCCUGCUGAAGCUGACAGAGAUGCUCAUGGCUAAAGAGGCCUGGUACAUACGCUGCCUGAAAUCGAAUGAGUCUAAGCAGCAAGGUCAGUUCGAUGAGGCGUUGAUCAGACACCAGGUGAAGUACCUGGGCCUGAUGGAGCACCUCAGGGUCAGAAGAGCUGGUUUUGCUUAUCGACGAAAAUACGAGGACUUCUUAAAGAGGUACAAGCCUCUGUGCCCAGCCACCUGGCCUCACUGGAGAGGACAGCCUGCUGAUGGUGUCGAGCUGCUGGCUCAACAUCUGGGUUACCUGCCUGAUGAGUACAAAAUGGGACGAACCAAGAUCUUCAUUCGGCAUCCCAGGACACUUUAUGCCACAGAAGAUGCUUAUGAGAAAUGCAAACACGACCUGGCAACACGACUCCAGGCCAAAUACAAAGGAUACAAGGCAAAGGGAGAGUUCCGGAAACAGAAAGAAGCAGCAACUAAGAUUGAAAGUUGUUGGCGAGGAGCUCAGGCAAGAAAGGAAAAAGAGAAAAGAGCCUGGGCUGUAAAGGUCAUCAAGAAAUUCAUCAACGGUUACAUAAACAGAGGGCAAGCAAAAAACACGGAUAACUCCGAGUAUCUGGCCUUUGUGAGGCAAAGUUACUUGAACAGACUGAAAAAUAACCUGCCAAAGACAGUUCUGGAUAAAACCACGUGGUUAACUCCUCCAUCUGUGCUGACAGAGGCAUCAGAGAUGCUGCGUAAGCUUCACUACCGUCUGAUGGUGCGGAAGUACGUGAGAGGAAUCACACCUCAGAAGAAAGUGCAGCUUCAGAUGAAGUUUGUUACAAGCUCUAUCUUCAAAGGCAAAAAGGAAAAUUAUCCACACAGCAUCACUCAGCCUUUUGUGAACUCAAGAAUCAGUGACCAAGAGAUAAACAUGGGAGUCCUCAGUAUGAUUCGCAAGGAGCAAAUUAAGUACAGCGUUCCAGUGAUUAAAUAUGACAGGAAUGGCUUCAAACCGAGGCCAAGGCAGUUCAUCCUCACUCAAACUGCUGCUUAUGUGGUGGAGGAGGCCAAAAUCAAACAGAGAGUGCUGUACAUGUCCCUCAAAGGGAUUUCUGUAAGCAACUUAUCUGAUGGCAUCAUUGUAUUCCACAUAACACGUGAAGACCCCAAACAAAAAGGAGAUCUGAUAAUUCAGUGUGACCAUUUGUUUGAGUGUCUGACCCAACUUAGCAUCAUUGCUAACAAACAGAGUGCUAUCAAAGUGGUCCAGGGCAGCAUAAAGGUCGAAAUCCAGCCAGGAAAAGAGACCGCAGUAGACUUUAGCACUGGACAGGAGCCAAUGGUGUACAAAGCCAAGAAUGGACACCUCAUGGUGGUUGCCACUCGUACAAGGACACGGUGA